This is a messenger RNA of Merops nubicus (carmine bee-eater), 1236 nucleotides long. Its product is annotated as pituitary adenylate cyclase-activating polypeptide type I receptor-like. Gene Ontology annotation, molecular function: G protein-coupled peptide receptor activity; peptide hormone binding; vasoactive intestinal polypeptide receptor activity. The record is from RefSeq and is a predicted model, not a curated record. Gene Ontology annotation, biological process: adenylate cyclase-modulating G protein-coupled receptor signaling pathway; cell surface receptor signaling pathway. The transcript has 13 exons. Lineage: Eukaryota; Metazoa; Chordata; Aves; Coraciiformes; Meropidae. Gene Ontology annotation, cellular component: neuron projection; plasma membrane. Bases 1 to 1236 code for a protein of 411 amino acids.
AUGUCUGUCCAAAAUAUUCUGCAGAGUUACCCCUGUUAUUCUGCCAAGCCUCUGGAGCACAGCCCUAGUGCUUCUGCAGCAUCUGGUUGGGAAGUAGAUAAUUUGGGGCAAACCCAUGCAGGUGAUUAUGACCUACUGGAAAGCACAGCCCAGUCUCCUCUAGGGGACAUCAGCAGAAAUUGCACUGAAGAUGGCUGGUCUGAACCUUUUCCACAUUAUUAUGAUGCCUGUGGCUUUGAUGAGAAUGAAACAGAGUCUGAAAACCAGGAUUACUACUACCUGUCUGUGAAGGCUCUGUACACGGUGGGAUACAGCACCUCUCUGGUUUCCCUCACCACUGCCAUGGUUAUCCUCUGUCGGUUCAGGAAGCUGCACUGCACUCGGAAUUUUAUCCACAUGAACCUCUUUGUUUCAUUCAUCCUCCGUGCAAUAUCUGUGUUCAUUAAAGAUGGGGUUCUUUAUGCUGAGCAGGAUGGCAACCACUGUUUUAUCUCAACAGUGGAAUGCAAAGCAGUGAUGGUGUUUUUUCACUACUGUGUCAUGUCCAACUACUUCUGGCUUUUCAUUGAAGGAUUGUACCUUUUCACUCUAUUAGUAGAAACCUUUUUCCCAGAGAGGAGAUAUUUCUACUGGUACACUAUUAUUGGCUGGGGUACCCCCACAAUUUGUGUCACUGUCUGGGCAGUGCUGAGACUUCACUUUGAUGAUACUGGCUGCUGGGACAUGAAUGACAACACUGCCUUGUGGUGGGUGAUCAAGGGUCCUGUGGUUGGAUCCAUCAUGAUAAACUUUGUGCUUUUUAUUGGCAUAAUUGUGAUACUCGUGCAGAAACUCCAGUCACCUGAUAUUGGGGGCAACGAGUCCAGCAUUUACUUGAGACUGGCUCGUUCUACACUCCUGCUUAUCCCCCUGUUUGGAAUUCACUACACGGUGUUUGCUUUUUCUCCUGAAAAUGUCAGUAAGAGGGAGAGACUAGUGUUUGAAUUGGGACUGGGAUCUUUCCAGGGAUUUGUUGUUGCUGUUCUCUAUUGUUUCUUGAAUGGGGAGGUGCAAUCAGAAAUAAAGAGAAAAUGGAGGAGCUGGAAAGUCAACCGGUAUUUUGCUGUGGAUUUCAAACACCGUCAUCCCUCUCUAGCGAGCAGCGGAGUGAACGGGGGGACACAACUCUCCAUUCUGAGCAAGAGCAGCUCUCAGAUUCGGAUGUCCAGCAUAAAUGCGGAGAACCUAGUGACAUGA